CCCUAAAUGACCUGACGGAUCACAACCGGGAUGGCUCUCCUGAUAACAUACCACUGCACAUUGCCCUGUCCAUGAUUGGCUUGAUCCUCAUUGCACUUGGUACUGGUGGGAUCAAACCUUGUGUGUCAGCAUUUGGUGGAGAUCAGUUUGAAGAUGAUCAGGAAGAACAAAGAAGUACCUUCUUCUCUCUUUUUUAUUUGUCCAUUAAUGCUGGAAGUCUAAUAUCUACUAUAGUCACCCCAAAUCUCAGAGGUAAGGCCAUGCAUUUGUUUAUAACACGAUGUUACCCGCUAGCUUUUGGAAUUCCUGCUAUCCUCAUGGCUGUCGCCUUGCUUGUGUUUGUAGCUGGAAGCAGAAUGUACAAGAAAGUUAAACCUCAAGGAAAUGUAAUGCUUCAAGUUUGCAAAUGCAUUGGAUUUGCCAUCAAAAACCGGUUUCGGCAUCGCAGCAAGGAGUUCCCCAAGAGAGAGCACUGGCUGGACUGGGCAAAUGAGAAGUAUGACAAACGACUGAUUGCUCAGACUAAGAUGGUGUUGAAGGUUCUUUUCCUUUACAUCCCUCUCCCUAUGUUCUGGGCACUUUUUGACCAGCAGGGAUCAAGAUGGACACUGCAAGCCACAGCAAUGAAUGGGGAUUUUGGAAUUCCAGUUCAACCAGACCAAAUGCAGAUUGUGAAUCCAAUCCUGAUUGUUAUAAUGGUCCCAAUUGUAGAUUCUGUUAUUUAUCCUUUAAUCAAGAAAUGCAAGAUCAAUUUUACGCCCCUGAGGAAGAUAACUGUUGGUAUGUUCCUUGCCUCUUUGGCUUUUGUUGCUGCUGCCCUCCUGCAAGUGCAAAUAGAUAAAACGACUCCAGUUUUCCCUGCAGCUGGACAAACACAAAUCAGAUUAAUGAACUUAGGUAGUGUUUCUGCAACAGUUCAGUUUCAGCCUCAACUUCAGAGUGUGGAUGUAGCACCUAAGGAGGCGACGGACUACAUGAUAUUUAAGACUUCUCAGCUGCAAUCAUUAGAUGUAGCUUCUGGAUCACUACAGACAACUCAAUCUUUGGAGGGGCUGCUAGAGAGAAAACGUUACACUUUCGCAUUUCAAGUGUUUGGAACAGGCAUUGAUUCUGAUUUGCUGUUUGACAAUGUUACAUCGAAACCAGAAGAAGGAAAGAAUCUCAUCAGGUUCAUAAACAAUUAUGUUUCUGAUAUCAACGUUACUCUGGAUGACAAGGCUGUUGCAGUACUGCCUCCUCUUGAUGCCAGCAAUUACACCACCGUUCCAGGAGGAAAAGCGCUGCAUAUCAUUAAGGCUACAACGUCCUCAACCUAUUGUACAGUUUCAUCAAAAAAAUUUGGAUUCGGCAGUGCCUAUACAAUUUCAAUCAAUGACUGUAAUCAAGGUAUUCUUAAUAUAUCAUAUUAUGAAGAUAUUCCACCCAGUUCAGUCCAUAUGGCGUGGCAGAUCCCUCAGUAUUUUCUUCUUACAUGUGGAGAAGUAGUCUUCUCUGUCACUGGGCUGGAGUUUUCAUACUCACAGGCCCCGCCUAACAUGAAGUCAGUGCUGCAGGCAGGAUGGCUGCUGAGUGUGGCUGUUGGUAACAUAAUUGUCCUCAUUGUAGCUGGAGCAUCUAAACUCAGCAAGCAGUGGGCAGAGUAUGUGCUGUUUGCUGCCUUGCUGUUCGUAGUUUGCAUCAUUUUUGCUAUCAUGGCUACUUUUUAUACCUAUGUUGAUCCAAAUGAGAUUGAAGCCCAAUUUAAUGAGCAAGAAAAAGAAGACAAAAAGGAUGAUGACGACCAUGGAAAGGAAAUUGAUUCUAAAAUGUAGAAGCUGUAUUCGAGGAGUGUUCUUAAAUUAUGGAAUCCCAUUCACUCUCCCUGCAGU
Myiozetetes cayanensis is the source of this 1868-nucleotide messenger RNA. It is a transcript of the gene SLC15A1, whose product is annotated as solute carrier family 15 member 1. Gene Ontology annotation, cellular component: membrane. The record is from RefSeq and is a predicted model, not a curated record. Lineage: Eukaryota; Metazoa; Chordata; Aves; Passeriformes; Tyrannidae. The transcript is spliced from 19 exons. Gene Ontology annotation, biological process: oligopeptide transport; transmembrane transport. Bases 72 to 1811 code for a protein of 579 amino acids. Gene Ontology annotation, molecular function: dipeptide transmembrane transporter activity.